AUGCAGAGCAACGUUUUUGUCGGAAUUAAACCGUGUAUUCAAACAAACACUUCGCUGCAAACUUUAUCCAGUAAAUAUGAUUAUUUGCUUCUCCCGAUUACAAACUCACGGUAUAAAGAAACAGUGAAGAGUUACUAUCAAACGUACAGAGAGUUGCUGUUAGACGAGCCGUUCUGCGUACCGGCACCCCAAUUGCAAGAUAUCUCACUAUCGCCGCCAAUUGACGUGAACAGACCCGAUGACCCUAAUUCUGUUGCAUACAUUGGUCUGCUUUCAUCCUGGUUGGAAUUGGAUAGCGAGGAGCCGUUGAUCAGAGAAUUGUCCUGCCAAGUGCUCAUUAACGAAUGCAGAUUUGCUCGGUUUAUUGGCAUAAAGAAGGUGCUUUUGGCACCCCCCAGAGACUUGGUCAAUUUGCAGUAUUAUUCCCAAACAGUGUUCCGAUUGAUCAGCCAAAAGGAAAAUUUUGAUCAGUCUCUGACUUUAUCAAUAUCGUUGCCGCUCUGCGAAGAUAGCGACCCGUUGGCUACUUGGGAAUUAUGGCAUACGAUAAGGAAGCUGUGCCAUUACCACCCGAAUCUCACGAUCUCGUUGGCGCUCCCCAGAGUGAAAACACCUGGCUUUGUGUUGAGGAGAUGGUUAUGCGAACCGGUGUCCUGCUUGCUGAUAUCAUCCUCAAUUUUUGUUCCCAACCAUCACAACUAUCCUGUAUUAAACAAGUUUAAUCAAAACGUAAUUCUGAAGUUCCAAGAGGUGAAUGGUAACUCGCAAAUACAAUCCAACGACCUUUGCAUGCUGCUACAUGGGAUGGAGAAGUACUCCAAUCAAGUGAAGGGCGGUGCCAAUUCGUAUUUGGAUUACGUCAACUUCCUCUUGAAGAAAGGCGAUAAGUUGAUCCUGUCCGAGAGGAUCCAGGGACUUCAUGAACCCAAAUUGUUACCUCCAUUGAAACCAAAUUCAGAAAAUCUCAAUAAUGAAGUUUACUCAGUGUUUGAAAGAGACAGUGCGAAAUACGAUAUGUACGAGAAAGCCAUUUCGAAAGCGUUAUCAAAGGUAAACUUCUCUACAGUCACCGAUGCGACGUCGCCUUUCAUAAUUCUUGUUGCUGGCGCUGGUAGAGGCGGCCUUGUCGACAGAGUGUUCCAUGUAGCAUCUACGAACAACAUAUUGUCGAAAGUUAAGAUCAUAGCGUUAGAGAAGAAUGCUCAGGCGUAUCUAUUCCUCCAAAAGAGGAAUUAUGAAAAAUGGAACAAUAUUGUGGAGUUGAUAAACAGGAACAUGUUUGACUGGUCCUCUAUGAGCAUAAAAGUGGAUCUCUGUGUCAGUGAACUGUUAGGUUCGUUUGGUUGUAACGAACUGUCUCCAGAAUGUUUGAUGAACAUUCAGCGGUACCACAGCAAGCCAACUACAAUCUACAUUCCUCAAUCAUACACAUCCUGUAUUGCACCUAUCACUUGCCCCCUGUUCUAUCAAAAGAUGAGCAGUGAUCUGAGCAGCACUGAGUUCAUGGAAUCUCCCUGGGUUGCCCAUAAUGUGCCGUAUCAGAUUCUGUCUUCAAGGGUAAACGAGCUUUGGACAUUCCAACACCCGCUUCCAAGGGACGAAAACUUCAAUCGAAGCGUACUGACAGAAUUCAAAAUCAAGCACAGAGUCGAGUUACACGGGUUUAUUGGGUACUUCGUUGCCCGACUGUACGAUGACGAAUGCGUUUUGUCAAUUAUACCUGACAAAGUGCCAAUAAAGACGAGCAAUGGAACGUUCCACGAUUUUAGCCACACGGAGAACCUGGUGUCAUGGUCGCCCAUGGUAUUUCCCUUAAGGCAACCGGUAACGAUCGCGGACGACACAGAGAUCCAGUUACUGAUAUCGAGAACAGCGAGCGGUGAUAAAACAUGGUACGAAUGGUCCUUCGAAAGUUUCAUUUACCUGGUGGUCUCUCAAGAACCACAGAAGAAUGCGGCCUCUAACGUCCCCAGAUCUCUUGCAUCAAACCACACCGCCCAAGGGCAUCAGGAUAUUAUGCGCUCGCAUCCUUUCCAAACACAGUACUUGGACGAUGAGCACAUUGGGCCGCACGAGUCCGAGACUUCGUAUGGUAGCAGAGCCUCAUCAUCCGCUGUCAACGCACCUCCCUUCAAAAACACGGAAGCACUACCACAUUACGAGAACGAAUGGCAGAGUCUAAAGGACAUCCACGGCUGGAAUACGCAAGAGUCCUUCAGCGACAAGCAUUUACCAAACGAGGGUCGGAACGGGACACAUUCUACGCCACAUGCCCGAGACCCUCUGGAACAAGAUCCGACAAGUGUAAUUAACCAAGAUCCCAGAUCUUCCGGGACCCAAGAGGUGCACGUCCGCAUCAAAGUCGGCUCCUCGCAUAUACAUAACAUCAACGGCCAUGCAUUUCACAUCCCAUGGAAGUCGUGA
Messenger RNA from Huiozyma naganishii CBS 8797, 2424 nucleotides. RefSeq names its product protein arginine N-methyltransferase (gene HSL7). The record is from RefSeq and is a predicted model, not a curated record. Bases 1 to 2424 code for a protein of 807 amino acids. Gene Ontology annotation, cellular component: cytosol; nucleus. Gene Ontology annotation, biological process: peptidyl-arginine N-methylation; regulation of DNA-templated transcription. Lineage: Eukaryota; Fungi; Ascomycota; Saccharomycetes; Saccharomycetales; Saccharomycetaceae. The transcript has a single exon.